Molecule: messenger RNA, 7155 nt
Organism: Penicillium nucicola
Lineage: Eukaryota; Fungi; Ascomycota; Eurotiomycetes; Eurotiales; Aspergillaceae
Exons: 14
Coding region: 1-7155 (2384 amino acids)
Biological process (GO): fungal-type cell wall (1->3)-alpha-glucan biosynthetic process
Cellular component (GO): fungal-type cell wall
Molecular function (GO): alpha-1,3-glucan synthase activity
Source: RefSeq, a predicted model, not a curated record
AUGAAGUUUCUCACUCCCAUCACUCAUUAUCUUGCUAUUGUGGCCAUAUCUAUACCCAUUGUACAAUCCCUGCCAUAUCUUCCAGAGGAAGCAGACUGGAAUCUCAAUCAAAACCAGACCGCGACACAUCCCCUCGACUACUCGGGUCGGUGGGAUGACCACACGUACAACCCCUCCCCGGAAAACUGGCGAUUCCCCUUUUACACAAUAUUCCUCGACAAGUUUGUGAAUGGUGAUCCAAGUAACGACAAUGCGAAUGGCACACAAUGGGAACAUAUCUUGACCUCCAACGAGUUCCGCCAUGGCGGCGACGUUCUCGGGCUGGUUGAUACAUUUGAUUAUCUCCAGGGAAUGGGAAUAAAGGGCGUUUAUCUCGCUGGAACUCCGUAUAUCAACUUCCCGUGGGCUGCAGAUGGCUACUCGCCACUGGACCUGACUCUGCUAGAUCAUCACUUUGGUACGAUCGAGGAUUGGCGCACAAUGAUAUCCGAGGCGCAUCGACGUGGCAUCUAUGUUCUUUUUGAUAAUACAUUCGCAACAAUGGGCGAUCUUAUUGGGUUUCAGGGUUUCUUGAACAAGUCUGCGCCAAUCAAUCCUAACGAAUACGACUAUGUAUGGAAGUACGACCGCCGGUACUGGGACUUCCAACCUGGAAACGAAGUUGAGAGUGAAUGCCUUUGGGACUUUCCUCGAUUCUGGGAUGAUGACGGAACCGGUUUGACCACCACAACCCUUGGUCCUUCAUGUCGAAACAGUGAAUUUGAUCAGUACGGAGAAGUUGCCGCCUUUGGAAAUUACACCGAAUGGGAAGGUCAGAUUGCCAAAUUCGCAUUUGUGCAGGAUCGUCUACGUGGAUGGCGGCCAGACGUGCUUGCCAAAAUCAAACACUUCUCGUGUUUGACCAUCACCAUGCUUGAUAUCGACGGAUUCCGUGUCGACAAAGCCCUACAGGUAACCCUUGACUCUCUUGGAGAAUGGUCCGAGCAUAUGCGAGAUUGCGCAAAGCAGGUUGGAAAGGAUAACUUUUACAUUCCUGGAGAGAUUGUGGCUGGAAACUCCUUUGGCUCGCUUUAUAUUGGUCGCGGUCAACAGACAAACCAAACCAAAUCUAAUCUAACGGAAGCAUUCCUGAUGACGAACAAGACGCACAAGUCAGAGGAGGAUCUGUUCUUGAGACCCCCGGAGAGAUCCGCGUUAGACGGGGCAGCGUUCCACUACUCGUUAUACCGCGGUCUAAGUCGGUUUUUGGGUCUCGACGGUACUUACACUGCCGAAGGCGACCCGCCAGUCAACUUUGUGGAGAGCUGGAACGAUCUCGUGGCGACUAACGAUAUGAUCAACACAAAUACCGGUGUUUUCGACCCUCGUCACUUGUUUGGUGUCACCAACCAGGAUGUCUUCAGGUGGCCAGGAAUCAAAAACGGGACCCACAAGCAGAACUUAGGUCUGUACGUUGCUUCGUUGAUCAUGCCUGGGAUCCCCAUUCUUUCCUGGGGCGAGGAACAGGAUUUCUACGUAUUGGAUAACCAGGCCGACAACUACGUGUUCGGUCGUGGACCUAUGUCAUCUGCCCAAGCAUGGCAGAUGCACGGAUGUUACAAGCUGGGGUCAUCGAAAUACGUGGAUUUCCCGCUCGAACGCUCCCUGACCGGAUGCGAAGAUGACAACGUCAGUCUUGAUCAUCGCGAUCCUUCUCACCCGGUGCGAGGUCUCAUUAAGAUGAUGUUCGAGAUGCGUGAAAACUAUCCUGCUUUGAACGAUGGCUGGUACCUCCAGCAAUUGUCAAGCCAGACGUUUGACAUCUACCUUCCAGGCAGUAAUGGAACACCGACCGAGACUGGCAUGUGGAGUGUUAUGAGAUCCCGUUUUGUGGAUGAACAGAACUUCGAUGGUCAAGGCCAGGGAAAUCAGAGCGUCUGGCUGGUAUAUUCCAAUGACAACAAAACAGUCGAGCACGAUUUCAACUGCAGCAGCAAGGAUGCUUUGAUCUCACCAUUUCCCGCGGGAACAAGUGUCAAAAACCUCUUUCCACCGUUCGAGGAAUUGACUCUGGUGAAUAGCUCGACUUCGCUUGGAUUUGAAGGGUCUAAAGUUCCCAAUGGGUGUUAUCCCAAACUUACGAUUCCGGCGUGGGGCUUCAAAGCCUUUGUCCCGAAGGAUAAAUUCGUGCAGCCUUCCCCAUAUGUGACAAGCUUCUCUCCUGGGCAUGAUGCUCGACUUUUGCCUCAGGGAACAAGUGGGGAGACGAUUCGAAUCGGCUUCGAAUUUUCUCAGGAGAUGGACUGCAGCGAUAUCACAAACUCGCUGACAACCACCUCCAAAACGCUUGACAACCAAAGCCCGGAAUUUGACACAACGUCGGUUUCUUGUACUUCAAUCGAAGAAACUGAAAUCGUGACAUGGCCUGGGGCAUUUACUAGCGUUUUCAGGUAUGAGGUGGAUUUGGGUAAUGUCUUUCCAGGAGUUCACCAAGUCACGCUUAACAACGUGACGACAGCCGAUAGAACUCAGUUCACAGGUUCCGUCGACCACUUUCUAUUCCGUAUCGGAGAGAUAAACAAUCCGAUGGUUUGGCCACGCUUGGCCAACUACAGCAGAACUCUGCUGUUCGAUAAUCCAUCGUCCGAGACUAAUCCCUUAUCAGUCAUGCCACAAGCUCCUGGUGCAGACAUGUGGCGCUACUCGCUGGAUUUUGGUGCUACAUUCAGUGCCUGGAUGACAUACAGCGGUUUCAAUACGUCCAUCCCCGGCAAAAGCUGGAGCGGCACUACAAAACAGGCGUGGGAAGGAGAACAUAUCCUUGCCCAAUACUGGAGCAAGUUGACCGGAAGUAGUGCUCAUUGGCAGCAUGGAGACACACAAUGGGCGUACAAACCCCCACGUCGUUUCCCCAAUCUUUUCAUCGAAGGCGAGUUUAACCAGUUCGGGUAUGACGCUGGAUAUUCCAACAAAAUGACUCUAAGCAACGACACUGGUCUGUGGGAAAUCCACUUCAUGGGCGAAUGGCCUGUGCAGGUUGCAUUCAACGCCUGGGGGUUAAACGAAGACGGCCUGCCUGAUCAAACACAGGUGUUUGGGGACAUCGAUGGAGACAAUGUUCUGGAUCAAGUUCCUCCAGUCACUCUCCUUAGCAAUGUUUUCAACGUCACCAUCCCACCUCCUUCGCCCUAUCUUGCCUUCAAGCUGUCAGUUGGUGACGGUGAUCUCAAGGUUUACGCUACACCCACAGGAUCAAGAUGGGUACAGCUGGCCAUCUUCAUCAUUCUAGCAAUUGUGCCUGUUACUACCGCAUUCAGUGCGGUGUUUGUUUACCUGAAGGCGUUCUACCAGGUGAAGUUCAACCAAAUCGGUGUCACGGAGAAAAGAUCGAGUUUCGCUCCCCUUGUGGGCGUCUUUAACAAGGUUGCCCAUCGAUCCAAUGACAGAGAAUCCAAUUCUGGUCUUGCUUUAUCCAAUGUGGGUCCGUUUCCAUCUGAGGGUGGAGGCGUUGUUGGUGCCACGGUGAACACCCACCGACGAACUGUGCUGAUUGCAACAAUGGAAUACGAUAUCGAAGAUUGGGCCAUCAAGAUCAAAAUUGGUGGGCUUGGUGUAAUGGCCCAGCUUGUCGGGAAACACCUGACCCAGCACGAUCUCAUUUGGGUCGUCCCUUGUGUUGGAGGCGUCGAUUACCCCAAGGACGAUCCCCAAGAACCGAUGGUGAUCACCGUUCUGGGAAAUCAAUACCAAGUUGAUGUCCAGUAUCACCGGCUGCACAACAUCACCUACGUCUUGUUGGACGCGCCUGUGUUCCGGGCUCAGACCAAAUCAGAGCCCUACCCUGCCCGCAUGGAUGACUUGAACUCGGCUAUAUUCUAUUCUAGUUGGAAUCAAUGUAUUGCCGAAGCAAUUAGGAGAUUCCCGGCUAUCGACCUCUAUCACAUCAAUGACUACCAUGGCGCCGCUGCUCCUCUCUACCUCUUACCUCGCACGAUUCCAUGCUGCCUAUCUCUGCAUAAUGCUGAAUUCCAAGGACUCUGGCCAAUGAAAACCUUGAAGCAAAGUCAAGAAGUUUGCAGUGUCUAUAACCUUGAUCAUGCAUUGGUGAAAAAGUACGUGCAAUUUGGCGAAGUGUUCAACCUUCUUCAUGGCGCUGCAAACUAUCUGAAAAUUCACCAAAACGGCUUCGGUGCUGUCGGCGUCUCCAAGAAAUAUGGCAAGAGGUCGUACGCUAGAUAUCCCAUUUUCUGGGGUCUGAAGAACAUUGAAGCACUACCGAACCCUGAUCCAUCAGACAUCGCCGACUGGGACCAAAACGCAAACAACAGCCUCGAGGACGUUGUCAUCGAUAUGGAGUUUGAAGCCAGUCGUGCCGCACUGAAGAAGCAAGCACAAGAAUGGGCAGGGCUUAAAGUGGACCCAGAGGCCCAGUUGUUUGUGUUCGUUGGUCGUUGGUCCAUGCAAAAAGGUGUCGAUCUGAUUGCAGACAUUUUCCCAUCUGUCAUGGACGCUCACCCAGAGGUCCAGUUGAUGUGUAUCGGCCCAGUAAUUGAUCUCCACGGAAGGUUUGCCGCGUUGAAAUUGAAUCGACUUGUUGAGCUUUACCCUGGACGGGUCUAUUCCAAGCCAGAGUUCACUGCAUUGCCGCCCUUCAUCUUCAGUGGCGCUGAAUUUGCUUUGAUUCCUUCGCGUGAUGAGCCGUUUGGUCUGGUGGCUGUCGAAUUUGGACGGAAAGGAGCCUUGGGCGUGGGAUCACGUGUCGGUGGCCUUGGACAGAUGCCAGGAUGGUGGUUCACAAUCGAGUCUAUGACAACCAAACAUCUGAUCCAGCAGUUCAAGAUGGCAAUCAACGAUGCUUUGAAGUCGUCCCAGGAGACUCGAGCGCUCAUGCGAGCACGAUCCAGCAAGCAGCGGUUCCCCGUAGCGCAAUGGGUUGAGGAUCUGGACAUCCUACAAGCCACAUCAAUCGAGAAGCACACCAAAUACUCUAAACGCAGCGAUCGCAGUUCAUGGAGGUUCUCACAUGGUAGCACCCUUGUCCCAGAAAGCGUUCGCAAAGUCUCGCCGAGUUCAGACAACAGCCGCGAACAGAGCCGAUCGCGCAGCUCCACUGGGUCUGCCCCGCCGAGUAGGCCAAUGUUGUCCGAUAUGAGGCUUUCCGUGCCUCGGCCAGGGUAUGAUCAGGUUCCCUCGCCGACAAAUCCGUAUUUCAACAUCAAUAUGUCCGACAACGACCCCGACUCGGAUACCGACCCGAGACGAAAGCACUUGUCCUCCGAACCUGUCGCAGAUUCACGCAUCGUAUACUCUGCGGUGAACGACCGAGAAGAUCUCGAGCCAAUUUCUACUGGGGCAAUCCAAGAUGAUGGCAGUGUUCGUCCAUCGCCACUUGGGACGCCCAACUUUUAUUUCGCUCGAUCUGGCGCCAGCACACCGGUCCAUAAUGCCCUCGCAGAAGAUGGUCUGUUGGGCCGAAGAGACGCAAGGUCAUCCAUGAUGAGUCUGAUCAGUGUCGAUGAUAUAGUAAAGGAGAAACAAGACUACAACCUGCAGAAGGUUGAUCCUUUCUUCACCGAUUCAAACAACGAGUACGCGGACAAGUUCCAACACAAGCUUGCGGAUCUGAAUGGUAAAAACUCGGAGGACCAGCUCUGCAUCGAGGAUUAUCUCGAAAAGAGUCAAAAAGACUGGUUCAAUCGCUACCGUGAUGUGAAACUGGGCAAGUCCCCCUUGCCGUCACCUGCUCCAUCUGUCUUUCGCAUCAAGGUUCGUGAAACUGGUCGAGCAGAGAGCCCGCCGGGUCCGGACCCGAAUGCCGGGCAAUUCCUUCUCCCAAAUAACUAUGUGCCUCCCACGGGUUUGAAGCGUUUCAUGUUAAUGAAGCUGGGUGAUUGGCCUGUAUACUCCCUCUUCCUUGCUAUCGGCCAAAUUCUCGCCUUGAACUCGUAUCAGAUCACACUUCUGAACGGCGAGGUUGGAGAGACAGCCGAAAAGCUAUACAUCCUGGCAUCUAUUUAUCUUGCGUCUUCUAUCGUAUGGUGGAUGGUCUUCCGUCUAGUUCCUUCGGUUUAUGUGUUGACGACGCCAUUCUUUAUAUACGGAGUUGCCUUCCUAUUUGUCGGUCUUGCCGGCUAUAUUGACGACAGCGUGACUAGAACAUGGAUCCAAAACGUGGGAACCGGCCUAUACUCUUUUGCAUCCUCGAGUGGUUCGAUUUUCUUUGCCCUCAACUUUGGAGAUGAAGGUGGAGCGCCUCUGAAGUCUUGGAUUUACCGAGCCACUAUCAUCCAAGGCACUCAGCAGUUAUUCAUCAGUUUCCUUUGGUACUGGGGUAGCUGGAUGGCAGCUGUCAAUCAAAAGGGUAGCACGCAGUAUGGCCUUGCCAUGACCAACCCAGGCGCUUUGCUCGGGAUUGGACUUGGACUUGCUUGUCUUUUGUGGCUAUUGGGUGCCGUGGUCUUCUUCGGACUUCCUUCAUACUACAGGCAAGCACCAGGUCAAGUGCCGACAUUCUACCUAUCGCUCUUCCGCCGUCGCAUCAUUCUUUGGUUCUUCUACAUGGUGUUCAUUUCCAACUACUGGUUGUCAGCACCUUACGGGCGAAACUGGCUUUAUCUCUGGUCCAGCAAGCAUGCAUCGGUGUGGCAAAUCGUGCUUCUCGUCCUCUUCUUUUUCAUCAUUGUCUGGGCGGCAGCUCUAUGGGUCUUCCACGUCUUUUCCAAGAGACACGCCUGGUUCAUCCCCAUCUUUGCCGUCGGUCUUGGUGCUCCUAGAUGGGCCCAGAUCCUAUGGGCAACCUCCAACAUAGCCACGUACAUCCCUUGGGCCGGUGGUCCCGUAGCCGGAGCACUCCUCGGCAGAGCACUUUGGCUCUGGUUAGGAGUUUUGGAUUCACUUCAAGGUGUCGGCUUUGGAAUGAUUCUUCUCCACACGAUGACUCGAUUCCAUGUCACUUUCACACUUCUAGCUGCGCAGGUAGUCGGCUCAAUUGCGACUAUCCUGGCCCGCGCGACAGCACCGGAUAAAUUGGGCCCUGGUAAUGUCUUCCCUGAUUUCUCCGCUGGUAUCGCAGCCGGUUUGGAAAAGGCAGACUUUUGGGUUUGCCUUCUUUUCAUGCUAUCCAUCAACGUGCUCUGCAUCUUCUUUUAUCGCAAGGAACAACUCGCGAAACCUUGA